AUGUCUUUCCCCACUAAGAGAUUGGCCCGAGUUGUGAGCUUGGUCCUGGCGCUUUCACUGUGUGUGUCGAACAGGCACUGGGUCGGCCCACAGGUCUUUACGGGGUCAUGUGCCCAUACUUCUCAGAGGUCAAGUGGGCCACGUUCGAGGACAGCAGUCACCGCUGCUGCGGAGAGUUGCUUGGCCCAGCUUGCCAGCAUGACCACUUUGUCCAUUGACACGGGAGACCUCACGGUCAUCAAGGAGUAUGCAGAGACAGGACUCAUCACAGAUGCAACGACGAAUCCUUUGUUUGUCAGCCAAGCUGGCCUGAGCGGAGAUCCCGUAUACGUAGCGCUGCUUGAGGAUGCGAUAGCUUAUGCACGCAAGUCUUCGACAAAGGAGGACGACUUUGUUGAGUUGGCCAUGGACAAGCUGGCAGUGAACCUCGGGGUUGCCAUCUCGAAGCUUGUCUCCGGGUAUAUUUCCACUGAAGUCGACCCACGCUUGAGCUUCAACAAGGAGGAAACUUUGCGACGUGCUAGGCGGAUCAUUGCUUUGUACGAGGAAGCUGGCAUUCCAAGAAGUAGAGUGCUGAUCAAGCUAGCGGCCACGUGGGAAGGUAUUGCAGCAAUGAAGGAAUUGGAAUCUGAGGGCAUCACUUGCAACAUGACCCUGGUGUUUGGCUUUGCGCAGGCUGUUGCCGCUGCUCAGUAUGGUGCACGUCUCAUUUCGCCUUUUCCUGGGAGAAUCUUGGACUUCCACAAGAAGCUGUCAGGGAAAGACAUUUGGGAGCCAGAGAAGGAUCCUGGUGUGGUGGCAGUGCGGCGCAUGUAUUCCUACUACAAACGCUAUGGCUAUGACACCAUUUGCAUGCCGGCCAGCUGGCGGCCAUCAAGGGGAGCUGGCCAUGACUUGGAUGAGAUAGAGGCUGCUCGAGCAACUGGCAACAGGUGA
Durusdinium trenchii is the source of this 936-nucleotide messenger RNA. The record is from the annotation of a GenBank genome assembly. NCBI's taxonomy places the organism in Eukaryota, Dinophyceae, Suessiales, Symbiodiniaceae.